AUGGCCGCGGCGGCAGGGGUAAACAAGCCGGGGGCCGGCGGAGCCAUGGACUCCUGCGUCCGACACGGCCGAUCGGCGGCGGGGAGCGCGGUCAAGGUGCUCGAAUGCGGAGUGUGUGAAGACGUCUUCUCUCUGCAAGGAGACAAGGUGCCCAGGUUGCUGCUGUGCGGUCACACGGUGUGCCACGACUGCCUGACUCGGCUGCCGCUCCACGGCCGGGCUGUGCGCUGCCCCUUCGACAGACAGGUCACCGAGCUCGGGGACUCUGGAGUUUGGGGGCUGAAAAAGAACUUUGCCCUGCUGGAGCUACUGGAGAGGCUGCAGAAUGGGGCCUCCAACCAGUCAGGCAUGUCUGAGGAUGCCCUCGGUGGGGUAGGAGAGCGCAUCGUUCGCUGCGAUGAGGACGAGAGUCACACGGCCUCUGUGUACUGCACAGUGUGUGCCACCCACCUCUGCGCCGGCUGUUCGCAGCUUACGCACUCUACCCGCACCCUGGCUAAGCAUCGACGUGUGCCCUUGGCCGAUAAGCCCCACGAGAAGACGCUGUGCCCCCAGCACCAGGUGCACGCCAUCGAGUUUGUGUGCCUGGAAGAUGCCUGCCAGCCGGGGCCACUCAUGUGCUGCGUGUGCAAGGAGUACGGCAAGCACCAGGGACACAAGCAUGCUGUGCUCGAGACUGAAGCCAACCAGAUCCGAGCCUCCAUCCUGGACAUGGCGCACUGCAUCCGCACGUUCACAGAAGAGGUCUCUGAAUACUCCCGCAAGCUGGUGGGCAUUGUACAGCAGAUCGAGGGUGGGGAGCAAAUCGUGGAGGACAGCUUUGGCAUGGCUCACACGGAGCAUGUACCAGGCACAGCGGAGAGUGCCCGCUCCUGCGUCCGGGCCUACUUCGCCGAUCUGCACGAGACGCUGUGUCGCCAGGAGGAGAUGGCACUGAGUGUGGUGGAUGCUCACGUGCGUGAAAGGCUGAUCUGGUUGCGCCAGCAGCAGGAGGAUAUGACCAUCCUGCUGUCCCAGGUGUCCACCGCCUGCCUGCACUGCGAGAAGACAUUACAGCAGGAUGAUUGCCGUGUGGUGCUGGCGAAGCAGGAGAUCACCAGGCUCCUAGAAACCCUGCAGAAGCAACAGCAGCAGUUCACCGAGCUGGCCGACCACAUCCAGCUGGACGCCGGGAUCCCGGUCACCUUCACAAAAGACAACAGAGUUCACAUCGGGCCGAAGAUGGAGAUACGUGUAGUAACGUUGGGUCUCGACGGAGCUGGGAAAACGACCAUUCUCUUCAAGCUGAAACAGGAUGAGUUCAUGCAGCCCAUUCCGACCAUAGGUUUUAAUGUGGAGACGGUGGAAUAUAAGAAUCUGAAGUUCACCAUCUGGGAUGUUGGUGGCAAACAUAAGCUUAGACCUCUCUGGAAACAUUACUACUUGAAUACACAAGCUGUGGUGUUUGUGAUUGACAGCUGCCACAGAGACAGGCUGAUGGAGGCCCACAGUGAGUUGGCCAAACUGUUGACAGAGAAGGAGCUCAGAGAUGCCCUCUUGCUUAUCUUUGCUAACAAACAGGAUGUUCCCGGGGCGCUUUCGGUGGAAGAGAUGACAGAGCUGCUGAGUCUACACAAAUUGUGCUGUGGACGGAGCUGGCACAUCCAGGGCUGCGAUGCCCGCAGUGGAACAGGCCUCCACGAAGGUCUGGACUGGCUGUCCAGGCAAUUGGUGGCUGCUGGUGUACUGGAUGUGGCCUAACCCCUGUCGACUAUCCAGCUGUCUCCACCCACUGUCCCACUGACUCCGCCCAGGCCUCAUUCUCACCCCUCCCAUUUGCCCAGCCCCCCAGUCUCUUCCAUCCCAAGUAAGACUGACCCAUCAUUGCAUUUACCUUCUAAUUCUCCCUGCAUUGCUGUUAAUAAUCACAUUUCCCAAGGAUGAGUGUUCCUCUGUGGUGAGAAAUACCAAUAUAAAUGCUGGAGUGUGGAAAUUUAGCACCAUUUGACCUAGAGGGAUCAAGUAUAAAUUAAUAUAACAAAUAUACCAACAAGGUUAUGUGUUUUGGGAGGAAUAUAAUUUGUUUGUCGUUUUAUUCUAACCUUGCUCUGUUAACUAUAAAGUUAAUAAAGACAGCAGACAUUCUGCAUGUUUGUUGCCAGUGCAUAUCCAGUUACUAUUUGCCAGUUCUAACAUUUAAAUUGUACUAUUAGAUCUUUGUCUGGUGGAGUAGCUUGGUGUCAGGUUCUUAUUAUUCUGUAUGAAUUUGGAAAAAAAAAAAUUGGAUGAAGCUUUUCCUUUUUAACACUAAACACAUUGUUGCAGUAUGAUGUAUUCCGUAAUAAUGUGUCCUGUGAAUGCUGUACUUAUCUUUCUGGUAAUCCAUUAUCAACCAAGCUCCCUGGCCCAAAAUAUUUUAGUGAUAAUAUUGUUCUUCAGUUUUAGCCAGCAAAGGAUGUUAUUACCUUAACCACCUGAGAAUGUGUUGGAAUGUGCAGCAUUUUAUGGUUUGAGGCCUCUGGAUCCUGUUCAUAUUUUCAAAAUAACUUGGGAAUAAGUGCCUGAAGGCAUUCUGAUUCUGUCCAGUGUAAGGAGUUCCCGCAUGAGCUUCUUAUGUAGUGCAACUCAAUGACCCAUAUACUAAAAUAUGCCAUUGCUCGGACACGGAAUGUUGUAGGGUUCUUAUUAAAGAGUAUCAUUUUGUACAGUAACUUGGAAGUCUUGACUGUAUGUGAAAUUAAGCAUUUUGUUUAGUUAGAGGUUUGAAGUUUUUACUUCACCAAGCUUUUUGGUGUCAAACUGGUGUUCCAGCGCGCAAGUACAUGGAGAUUGAACCAGUACAGAAAAAGCCUUGAGUAUGUGUUUGUAUAUAAAACUGUGGGAACCAUUGACAACAUUUGAAGCACCUAGCUCAAAGCUGUGAUGAGUUAAAGUUGAUGGGCCGUGCGUCAUCCCCCCUCCCCCCCCCACCUCCUGUUUUGAGGAGUGUGUUAAGUUCUUGGUACAUUGGAUAUGC
Messenger RNA from Scleropages formosus (Asian bonytongue), 2995 nucleotides. RefSeq names its product tripartite motif containing 23 (gene trim23). Bases 1 to 1740 code for a protein of 579 amino acids. Lineage: Eukaryota; Metazoa; Chordata; Actinopteri; Osteoglossiformes; Osteoglossidae. Gene Ontology annotation, molecular function: GTP binding; zinc ion binding; GTPase activity. The record is from RefSeq and is a predicted model, not a curated record. The transcript is spliced from 11 exons.